GUUAAUAACCUACACCACCCAAUAUAAUGGCUCCAGCGUAUACAUAAAUACACAUUACACCUCUCUACACAAUCAUUUUUCCUCCCUUUACAGAAACCUAAAAAAUAGCUUAAAAAAACACAACAACAGCAACAACAUCAACAUCUCUAACUACACGACAGCCCACCAUUUGUAUGGCGAAUUUCUCCAUUAUUUAGUCUCGACUUUCAGCUCAUUCUGAUAAUAUUUUUGGCCUUUUCCUUUCCCUUCUUUUUCGCAAAUCUUGAAACUACUUUUUUUUUUUUUUUGCAAAAUCUUGGAACCACCCAUUUGAUUAUAUUUGCUUCUUAUUUAGGAAAAAUUUGAGCUUUUUACGUGUUAUAUAGGUUUGCAAGAAUCCAUGGCCGGCACAGCUACCGCCGGCGAUACCAGCAGCAGCCUAGCGCCGACGAGGAGUCUAAGCAAGAAGGAAAAUCAGGGGCUUUUGUUGGGGAGGUAUGAAAUUGGGAAAUUACUAGGACAUGGUACGUUUGCUAAGGUGUAUCAUGCUAGAAAUGUUAAGACAAAUGAGAGUGCAGCGAUAAAGGUUAUUGAUAAAGAAAAGAUCUUGAAAGUGGGUCUUAUUGAUCACAUAAAACGUGAGAUCUCGAUACUCAAGAGGGUUAGGCAUCCGAAUAUAGUUGAAUUGUACGAAGUUAUGGCUACAAAGUCGAAGAUUUACUUUGUUAUGGAGUUUGUUAAAGGCGGUGAGCUCUUCAAUAAGGUUGCCAAAGGUAGGCUUAAGGAAGAAGUUGCUAGGAAGUAUUUCCAGCAGUUGGUUUCUGCUGUUGCUUUUUGUCAUGCUCGUGGUGUUUACCAUAGGGACUUAAAGCCUGAGAACAUACUGUUGGAUGAAGAUGGGAACGUUAAGGUUUCUGAUUUUGGGCUUAGUGCUAUUUCGGAACAGAUAAAGCAAGAUGGGUUGUUCCAUACUUUCUGUGGUACCCCGGCUUAUGUGGCGCCGGAGGUGUUAGCUAGAAAGGGUUAUGAUGCAGCCAAGGUUGAUAUUUGGUCAUGUGGGGUGAUACUCUUUGUGUUAAUGGCAGGGUAUUUGCCUUUUCAUGAUCAGAAUGUUAUGGCUAUGUAUAAGAAGAUAUAUAAGGGUGAAUUUAGAUGUCCUAGAUGGUUUUCGCCUGAGUUAACUCGGUUUUUGAAGCACCUUCUUGAUAUAAAUCCUGAAAAAAGGAUUACCAUUCAGGAGAUUAUGAAUAAUAGGUGGUUCAAGAAGGGUUUUAAACAUGUCAAAUUUUAUAUUGAGGAUGAUAAGUUGUGUAGUAUAAAUGAUGAUGAAUAUGGCGGAGUUGAUUAUUCGUCUGAUAGAUCAGAUCUAUCAGAGUCUGAAUCUGAAAUGGAGAUAAGGAGGAGGUCGGCUAGUUUGCCUAGGCCAGCUAGUUUGAAUGCAUUUGAUAUCAUUUCAUUUUCCCGUGGCUUUGAUUUGUCCGGUUUGUUUGAGGAGGGAGGAGAUGGGGCAAGGUUUGUAUCGGGGGCUCCCGUGCCCAAGAUCAUAAGUAAGUUGGAGGAAAUUGCUAAAGUUGUGAGCUUUGCAGUAAGGAAGAAGGAUUGUAAAGUGAAUUUAGAGGGGUCUAAGGAGGGUGCGAAGGGGCCUUUGACCGUUGCAGCUGAGAUAUUUGAGUUGACGCCAUCGUUAAGAGUUGUUGAGGUGAAGAAGAAAGGAGGAGAUAGGGUGGAGUAUGAGGAGUUUUACAACAGGGAAUUGAAGCCAGGGUUACAGAAUUUAACGCUUGAAGUUGGACGCCCUGUUGAUUCAUCACAUUUGCCGUCAGAUACUGAGUAGAGAGAUAAGGGAAAGGGAUUCGGCACGCUAUUCCCAUGAGCAAAUCCUUAGCUGUGGUAGUCUGUAGCUUGUGGAGGUGCGAAGUCAUAGACUGAGCUUCUCGACUUCACUGAAGGAAGUGCUGUAUUACAGAUUGGGCUUCUCAAUCCUUUAAGACCAGCUAUCCUGUCCCAUAGGUUGUGGAUGCAAUAUGGUUGAAUGCUCUUGUUUUGUGUAACUUUCUCUAGUUAGUAUGGACACACUAUCAGGCAGUUGCCAUUGGUUGUACUGCAUGAAGCAUUUAUAAACUAAGAGCAAUUUAUGGUAAUCACAUCUGCACAAUAAUUUUGGCAAAUAUUUGAUUAACUACUCAUAAUGGGGGUUUGAGCAACAAUAAUUCCUUUAGCUCAUGGGGUUGAGCCAUGGAAUCAGUUUUGAUGAUUGUGUUAGGUCAGGUUGCUUACAUCACACCCCUUGGGUGCGGCCCUUCGUCAAACCUAGCGUGGAUGCGGGCUUCUUCGUGCACAGGACCGCCUUUAUCUUUUAACUACUCAAAAUUUGUCCGGUCCUUCCUCCGGGCCCAUAUGGACUUCAAUAUAUAAUGAGAAAAUAAAGAGAAUUUAGGUUUUCCAUUUUUUUCUGUUCGUUUACUUUGUUUAGGUUGUCGUGUCCUAAUUUUCUCGAACUUGGGUGCGGGUAUCCGACAUAGAUGCAAAUCCAAGGAUCGGAUUCGGCAAAAUUUAAAUUUUAAGAUUCGGGGAUGCGGAUCCCGGCAUGUAUAUGGGUGCUGAGAUUCGGCUAAAGAAAUCUAUAAUUAUAUAAUAGAGCUAUUCUAAAUAUUGAAAGAUCUUGUAGGUCAUCUUCCCGAAGACGCCAACUUCUUCUUUCAAGUUUUAUGGUUAUUUCCC
Capsicum annuum is the source of this 2700-nucleotide messenger RNA. RefSeq names its product CBL-interacting serine/threonine-protein kinase 12. Gene Ontology annotation, molecular function: protein kinase activity; ATP binding. The coding region runs from base 380 to 1813 and encodes 477 amino acids. Gene Ontology annotation, biological process: protein phosphorylation; signal transduction. Lineage: Eukaryota; Viridiplantae; Streptophyta; Magnoliopsida; Solanales; Solanaceae. The record is from RefSeq and is a predicted model, not a curated record. The transcript has 2 exons.